AUGGCGUGUAACAUUAAAAAAACCUACUCUGGAAGUGGAAGCCGUCUCCAGGAGGUUUCCCAAUGGGAAAGAACCAGAGUAACGCGUUACCGCCCUAAAAAGAAUAAGUCCAUACAAAACUACCAACAGACCAUGAGUGCAGUAACUUAUGGAACCGAUAUACGCUUAAAUAAUAAUAAUAAUAGAGAACUACUAGGCCAAUAUAAAGAGUUGAAGAUCAGUGGAGACAACUUACGAAAACAGAGUAGAAAUUGUGGACGAUACCCAAAUUGUAGUCGGUGCCAGACCCUCCCUUCCACUCACAAUACUCAAUGCUUAAUGGUACAAAAGAAUUUAAGAGUGAACAAGUCAAACAACUAA
Theileria orientalis strain Shintoku is the source of this 360-nucleotide messenger RNA. RefSeq lists its product as hypothetical. The record is from RefSeq and is a predicted model, not a curated record. Lineage: Eukaryota; Apicomplexa; Aconoidasida; Piroplasmida; Theileriidae.